Anarrhichthys ocellatus (wolf-eel) is the source of this 5714-nucleotide messenger RNA. RefSeq names its product AGBL carboxypeptidase 1 (gene agbl1). Gene Ontology annotation, biological process: C-terminal protein deglutamylation; protein side chain deglutamylation; proteolysis. Gene Ontology annotation, molecular function: metallocarboxypeptidase activity; zinc ion binding. Lineage: Eukaryota; Metazoa; Chordata; Actinopteri; Perciformes; Anarhichadidae. The transcript has 26 exons. The coding region runs from base 90 to 3539 and encodes 1149 amino acids. The record is from RefSeq and is a predicted model, not a curated record.
AGAAUGCAGGAGAUGUGGAGAGCACCUUAAAUAUCCUCAAUGUCCUGGAUGAACUUUUGUCUGCUGGUACAGAUCGUCGGAUCCACUACAUGAUCAGUAAAGGUGGCAGCGAGGCCUUGCUUACUGCGCUGGUCAACACCGGCCGCAGUUUCAGCCCCAACUACACCCUUCUGCUGCCGCUGCUGCAUCUGCUGGCUAAAGUUGGACACAGAGAUCGCCGUAUAGGUGUGAAGGCAGAGGACGCUGGAGCUGCGCUGCUGACUCUGAAUCUGCUCAGACACAAUGUCAAACAUGCCAGGAGGGCCGCAGCCUGUCUCUGGGUGAUCCAAGUCUUCUCUUCAUCAGUUUCUACAGCAAACCUAAUAGGAGCAAACCAUGGACUGGAUGUCAUCUAUCACCUCAUCCCCCAGUAUACCACCAAACAUCUGCACGCCAUCAAGGCAGCCAUUGAUGCCUUUGCUGCUCUGCUGUGCACAAAGGCUAAUGUUUGCUUGGUAGUAUCCAAGGGUUACGUCUCUGGCCUCUUGCGGCUUUACGAGGACUGGCACGCCAAGGCAACUCAACAUGCCGCCAUGGCGAUCUGCCACUCGCUGCUGCGCUGCCUCCAUAAGGUCACUCACAGUAAUGCCGGCAAACAGGCCUUCGUAUCCCAGGGAGGCAUCCGACUGCUGUACGUAACGACACAGACAUGUUUGCUAAGUAAAGGCCUGGAGUCUCUGGUGGAGCCCUCUGUGCAGCUGAUGAGAAAGUGUCUUCCUAAAACACCUCUUCCACUGACAUCAGACCGGUCUGCAUACACCUUCCUCAUGCCCGGAAGACCGCAUGCUGUCCCUGAUAUAGAUGUGGAACCAGAUGAGAACAGUGAGGAGAGUGAUGAUGAAGAGGCUGAAGACAACAAAGAUGCAGACUUUGAUGAUGAUUUGGAGACCGACCUGAGCAAACUUCGUCUUCGCCCUGACCCAGACAGACCCAAAGAGCUGCUGCCACAGUACAACCGCCUCUGUCCUGAACUCUCACAUGACUUCCAGGACCUGGAUUUGAGUUCCGAGACAGAGGAGAGUUCAACGGCAUCAUCGUCGUCUUCAUCAGAUGAGGAAGCAGCGCUGCUCAACGGUUUACGGUUUCACAGCUCCAGGAGGGGCGGAGGGAGGAGCGCCGCCAGCAGCGAUUCGUCCACCUCCCCGUCAGGGUCUCAUUCAGAGACAGACCCAGAGGGACACACACCAGCUGCUGCCCAGUUAGAGGCCCGUGAUUUCCACAGUCACAGCAGCAUCCUCAGCACCAGCCCCAGCUUCAGGACCAAGGAUAGAGAGGCAAGGCAGGAGCAGAGCUUCGCCUCGCUUCUCCGCCGGUCCCUGCUGGGAGCCAACACCAAGACUGCGCAGCUGGAGACCCAGGCCGUACUGCUAAGCUCGCUGGAGGGACUGGAGUCACGGGAGAACCGAACCAGAACCAGUACUGCAUUGAGUGUCAAACCCUGCUGCAGUCAAAUGAGAGGUUUUCUAAAGGGAAUCGGGGAUGAAGCCCCCCUAGGUCAGAGAGGAGAAGAUGAGGAUGAUGAGGAGGAAGAUGCAGACAAAUCCCACCAUCGUACCAUGAUAGACAGGUUAUUGGAGAGACAUGGAGCCUGUAUCCUCCACCAUGAGCCCAAGCUGUACCGCGCAGCAGCUGCCAAAACCAAAUCUAUUCCAGGGUUCAGCAUCCUGGCUUUCCCGGACUUCUGGGGGCACCUACCACCGCCAGGACAUGAAUCCAUGGCCCCGCGCAAACCCAACAUACAGAGGCAGAAAGCGUUUGAGGAUGCCCAACGCUUCCUCACUACUGAUGGAAUCAUCAACCAGGUAGUGUUUGACCUGGAAGACAGCAGUCUCCAGUGUCCAUCUGAUUCCUUGAGGUUUUUCUCAAAGUUUGAAUGUGGGAACCUAAGGAAGGCUGUUCAGGUCCGCAGAUAUGAAUAUGACCUCAUACUGAAUGCAGACGCAAACAGUAGCCAGCACACCCAGUGGUUCUACUUUGAAGUCAGUAACAUGGUGGCAGACGUUCCCUACCGUUUUAAUGUCAUCAACUGUGAGAAGAGCAACAGCCAGUUUAACUAUGGAAUGCAGCCCGUGCUGUACUCAGUAAGGGAAGCUCUGGAAGGUAGACCACACUGGGUCAGGACCGGGACUGAAAUUUGUUAUUUCAGAAACCACUUUUGUCCAGCUCGAGGCAGAAGGAGAAUGACCUUUUAUACUCUGACCUUUACCAUCACCUUCAAACACAAUGAGGACGUCUGCUACCUGGCCUACCAUUAUCCCUACACAUACUCUGCUCUGAAGGCUCACCUGAAGGUGCUGCAGAAAUCAGUGGACCCCGCCAAGGUGUUCUUCCAGCAGCAGGUUCUUUGUGGCACUUUGGCUGGAAACCCGUGUCCCGUGGUCACCAUCACUGCCUGUCCUGCCAGCAGGAGCUGGAUAGACAUGCACCAACUCCGUAAUCGUCCCUAUAUCAUGCUAACAGGCCGAGUCCAUCCCGGUGAGUCCAAUGCCAGCUGGGUGAUGAAGGGCACGCUGGAGUUUCUGUGCAGCAGUGACCCGGUGGCCCAGAGUCUGAGGGAGGCCUUUGUCUUCAAGCUCAUCCCCAUGCUCAACCCGGACGGAGUCGUCAACGGCACGAAUCGCUGUGAUCUGAACAGCGAGGAUCUGAAUCGUCAGUGGUGUAAACCCGACCCUGUCCUCAGUCCAACCAUCUACCACACCAAGGGCUUGCUCUAUUACCUUAACAGCGUAGGACGGACUCCAUUGGUUUUUUGUGACUACCACGGCCACUCCAGGAAGAAGAAUGUGUUCCUGUACGGUUGCAGUGUUAAGGAGACUCUCUGGCAGUCUGGCUCUGCCGUUAACACUGUGGGAUUGAAAGAGGACCCAGGAUAUAGGACCAUUCCAAAGACCUUGGAUCGUCUUGCACCAGCCUUUUCUUUCAACAGCUGCAACUAUUUGGUGGAGAAGUCCCGCUCUGCCACGGCUAGGGUGGUUGUCUGGAGGGAAAUGGGCGUCCUGAGAAGUUACACCUUGGAGAGUACUCACAACGGUUGCGACCAGGGAAUAUACAAGGGCCUGCAGACGGGAACCAGGGAGCUGCAGGAGAUGGGCAUGAAGUUCUGCCAUAGUCUGCUGUCCGUGACCAAAGACGUGAAGGGGCUCUACAGCCACAUCGACCUGGACCACAACGUCCUGGACCACAAGUCUCACAACUGUUUCGAAGACGACGAGCCCCCGUGUGUCGAGGAGAUUGAGUAUUCCGCAGACUGUCCCGCACUCGCAGGCGCCGAUCUGGACUCGGACAUCAAUGGCAACACGGCUAGCGCUGACGAAGAGGAGGAGGGCGAUGAAGGAUGCAGGGAAGUGAAACAUCGGCGGGGCAGUGUCGGCCAAUCGCAGCAGUCGAGUGCGAAGGGCCGCCUGUUCCCUCACCUGAUGCGACAGGCCUCCGCCGAGAUGCUUGGCGAGAAAAGAAAUGCGUGCAACGCCGUGAGCGUCAACAGACAAGUCAUGAGUUAAAGGAAUUUUAAAGUCUGCAAUGUUCUACGGCUUUUGUCAGCAUUGUAAGAUUUCCUCGUUGGAACUUAGUAGGUGUGUUUAAAUGAAAAGAAACACCGUGGUAAAUUAUACACAUGAACAAAAGCAAAAUAUUAAAAAAAAAGCUCAUUUUUGGAUCUAGAAUUCAAAUAAAGUGAGGAGCCAAUCACACCGAGAUGCGUCACUAGAAACGCGUCACCUGAAAACCAUUGUUUUCCUAGGGUUUUUUAGACACACAUAAAAGUUUAAAUAUUAUCAACUUUUCAGUUGUUUUUUAAUUGGCUCAGAAGUAUGACACACUUUCCGCACAACUCUAUAAGUCUAUAAUGUGUAAUAGCACAACUCUUUUGCAAAAAGCAGUCAGACCUGCACUCAUAUCGAGGAAAGCCAACUAUGCUUUUUUCUUCUUUUCUUUUUUCAAACUGAGAAACAGAAUAUGGUUUCAAAAAGUCCAGGAUGGAGAUCGGGUUGUAAAUGAUUCAUUAGCAACUGGUCACCGCAGCAGUAUUUUAUGGUGGGUCAGGAUAGUCUUAAUGGUGUGGAUUGGUCUCAUGCAACCAGUAAAUAAACAUGAGUAGAAUGAACCCAUUCCUCUCAGAAACAAACACACUACAUACCUUUUUUGUCAUAAAAAACAAAGUAGCUGACGUUACAGCUGGCAGUUUGUUCUAAAUGUUGAGCAGUAUUAAAAUUUCUUAAUAACUAACCAGUUCACCACCGGCACUUCGGAUGAUCUCUUAUUUCAGAAGAAAAUUAAUUAAAUGGAUUAUUUUUGACAUUUAUACAAUCAUAGCUGGUACUUUGGUUAUUGCAGCUGUGAAAAGCUUGAAAAUCCACUUGCUUGUUUGGAUUGAUAUAUGAGUGUUGGAGUCUUUAGAAAAACAACGGUAUUGAUUGUUGAUGACCUAUGUUUACGUUCAGCACCGAAGCAGGACGUGGUGCAUGGUGUUCCUAUAGGGCAGCAAAAGGUGAGGGUGUGGAUGUGAGGGGCUGGAAAUUAAUAGCUUCAAACCCCGUUUAACUAAAAAACAACAUAUUUCUUAUAAUUGUAUAAACUUGACCAAUGUACCCCUAACGCGCUUCUGAUAAGUCUGGCUAGAAAAACGUAACCAUACUGAACCAAACAGACAGAGAAUCAACCUAUCUUAUUGUUUAGGAAUGAAGAGGUGUUUACUGUAUUUCCAUCAGGGUACCAGGUACAGAGUCUUUCUCACCAUGACCAACACCAACACCCAGAUGAUUGUUUCAUAGGUAAACAAUUUACAAGCUUAUUGGGUAAUGAGCGAGGACCAUUUGGGGUUCCAGCGACAAAGUUUAGCGAAGAGAGUCGUAGAAUGCACUUUUGAGAAACGAUAUAAUGAAUGUUACACACGUUAUAUACCCAGUUAAAGAAGAUAUUCUGGGCAACAAUAUCCUGCAAGCCAUUUUACACACUUCAAACACAAUUCUACAGGAGUAAUAUAAGUAUCUAAAACAAUUACCACAAUAUCACUCUUUUUUCGCCAUUGCUGAGCCGACCACGUAUUCCGGUAGGCGCUAAGAAGAAGCUAAAGGCUAACACGGAAAACCGAAAUAGCAGAAAGCACGCCAAUAACACACAGAUCCCAAGGAUAUCUUCAGAAUUUCUCUCCGUGAAACCAUUACAGAGCUGUGAGCAAACAAGCACCAGAACCACAAACCGCUUUAUCAAUAAAAAUCAUAACUGCACCUCACUGUGAGCUGAAUUUCGUGAAGAGAACGGAUAAAUCCCGGUUAUUUCCAUUCAAAUGUGUUCGACGUAUAUCCUGUUGUGUCUCUGAACUGUUUCCUGAAGAAAGGGGGGGGGUCUACCUGAAGUAGGGGUGAUGGGGGUAGGGAUUUGACUUUCGGCGAAUGGAAUUUUACGCUCCGAUGGCUAACGAUUCUGUCAAUCAAUACCACGUUACUCCCACUCAAUUGUAUGGACUCUGUCGCGUCGAAGGAGGGUCCAUUGACUGAAAUCGACCAAUCAUAGGCUGAGAAAGGCCCACAUACACACAGGGAAACUACAGUCAGAUGAGAAAAUCCCAUGGAUGACAGACAGAAACAGGCUCAGAGAGGAGUCAGGCUCUCACAAUGAAGCCAAACUGCUGUAUUUGGAUAGAUUGAACACUAUUAAUGAUAAAACAAGUGCAAUAU